Molecule: messenger RNA, 1641 nt
Organism: Carica papaya (papaya)
Lineage: Eukaryota; Viridiplantae; Streptophyta; Magnoliopsida; Brassicales; Caricaceae
Product: dof zinc finger protein DOF4.6
Biological process (GO): regulation of DNA-templated transcription
Molecular function (GO): DNA-binding transcription factor activity; DNA binding
Source: RefSeq, a predicted model, not a curated record
GAAGGACAAAUAUUCGCAGUGAAGAAGUUAGUAGUGUUACAUAAGAAUAAAAAACUGAUGCGGCUGUUUAAUUACAUUCUUUUAAUUAAAACGCCCAACUCUCUCUUCAUCUCAUCUCACUCACACCUUUUAUUUUCUCUCACAUGUCCUACACAAACACCCACAAGCCAUAAAGCAAAGCUGCUGCUGCUGCUACUCACAGAAGAAUAUACAUAUACAUAUAUACACACAAAACCCACCCAGAAAAACGGAAAAGGAAAGCCUUCUUUGGAUCAUAUUUUCUUCUUCAGUUUCAGUUUGGUUUCAUCCAUGGAUACAGCUGCUCAGUGGCCACAGGAGAUUGUAGUGAAACCAAUAGAGGAGAUAGUCACAAAACCAGCAGCAAUAGAAAGGAAAGUCAGGCCUCAAAAAGAACAUGCUUUGAAUUGUCCAAGGUGCAACUCAACAAAUACCAAGUUCUGUUACUAUAACAAUUACAGUCUAACACAACCUAGAUACUUCUGCAAGACUUGCAGAAGAUAUUGGACUGAAGGUGGUUCUUUAAGAAACAUCCCAGUUGGUGGUGGUUCAAGAAAGAACAAGAGAUCAUCGUCAUCAUCAACUUCUUCUUCUUCUAUUAUCUCUUCUUCAAAGAAACUCUCUGAUCUGAUUUCUGCUCCACUACAAAACCCUAAUGAUCAAGCCCAAGAUCUCAACUUAUCUUUCCCUGCAACAGCUCCUCAAGGUUUCGCCUCUCUCUCUCAAUUGGUUCAAGUCCCCACCAUUGACAACAACAAUAACAACAACAAGAAUCAGAUAUCUUCUACUACUUCUACUACUACUACGACUUCUACUUCUACUGCUACUACUACUCAGCUCUCAGCCUUGGAGCUGCUAACUGGAAUGUCCACAAGAGGGUUGAAUUCCUUCAUGCCCAUGCCAAUUCCAGAUCCAACCAGCGUUUACACCUCUGGCUUAACGUUUCCUCUACAAGACUUGAAGCCAACCCUAAAUUUCUCACUAGAUGGUCUUGGAACGGGGUAUGGGAGUCUUCAAGAGACUAAUGGGAGGCUCUUAUUUCCAUUUGAAGACUUGAAACAAGUGUCCAGUACAGGUGAGAUUGGGCAAAAUAGAGAGCAGGGAGAUUCAGCUGGGUACUGGACUGGAAUGUUAGGUGGAUCAGGAUCAUGGUAAAGGAGAUGAUAAAUAAUUUAUUAUCUGGGUUAAUUUAUAAACGUCUUCAUGAUAAUUUUUCUCUUUUUUAAAAAAACUUUUAUUGAUUUGUUAAGCUGGGGUGACUUGUUUGGAUUUCUUCAUUACUAACAGAUAGGAUACAUGGGUUUCUCUCUUUCUCUUGUUUUUUUUUUUGGGUUAUUCUUCUUUAGUAGCUAGCUCUUUGAUUUUGGUGGGAGCUUGAAGCUUCAUUUUAGGUUGGCUUCAUAAGUUAUGAUGACAAGGAAAGAUAGAACAAGAAGAGCGCUGAUGAAAGGCUAUAAGCCCAAAUUUUUUAGGUAAGAUGUAGAAGAUGAGAUCAUGUUGCAGAGGUCCUCUAUGUCACAGUAACUUCUCUUCUCUGAGGAAAGAACAAAUUAUGAAGGUCAUGUCAUGGUAUAUUUCACUGGUUGGCUUGGCACAAAAAAAAAAAAAAAAAAAAAAAGAGAA